AUGCCUUUCGUCGAGAGAUUUCAACAAAUACGUAAUUUUGUUAUGAACGUCUGCCUCGUCGAGGCCAUCCAAUUCGUCCAGGACCUCUCGCACGCCAUCUGUCUGGACCUCCAGGGCCUAUUCAAUCUCAAGUAGAGAUCCCCGAGCGAUCUCCCAGCGCUCAUUUCAUCAAUCACCCAGAUACACUU
Messenger RNA from Drosophila simulans, 188 nucleotides. RefSeq lists its product as uncharacterized. The coding region runs from base 1 to 135 and encodes 44 amino acids. The transcript is spliced from 2 exons. The record is from RefSeq and is a predicted model, not a curated record. NCBI's taxonomy places the organism in Eukaryota, Metazoa, Arthropoda, Insecta, Diptera, Drosophilidae.